AUGAAUAGGCUCGCACGUGUCGCAGCAGACUCGGUCGGCGCCUCUCGAUGCAUUUCUAUCAAGAAGUACCCCGACGGCAUGUUCAACAAAGCAUUCCUCAUGUCCAUGGACGAUGGCCGAGAAGUCAUAGCCAAGGUGCCUAACCCGAAUGCUGGCGUCCCACACUUGACUACGGCCAGUGAAGUCGCCACUAUGGACUUUGCCAGAAAGGUUCUUGAGACACCAGCGCCUCGCGUAUACUCAUGGAACUCGCAGGCAAGCUCACACCCUGUUGGCGCUGAAUUUAUCAUCAUGGAUAAAUUCGAGGGUGUUCCGCUGUCUCAAGUCUGGGGCACCUUGAAACUACCCCAGAAGCUUCAAUUGCUUCUUGCCAUGACACAUCUCCAGAAGCAAUGGCUGAGCGUUUCAUUCUCGCAUUAUGGUAGCUUGUACUAUACAGGAGACGUGCAGCCACCAGCAGACAGCUACUACGUCAAGGAUGGCAAGGUCAUCAGAGACCCAGAAUUUGCUAUUGGCCCGGCUACAGGCCGGGAUUGGGUUGAUGCAGACCGAUCAAUUUUGGACAUCGAGAAAGGGCCAUGGGCUUCUCUAACGCAGUAUCUGCAAGCAGUCGGGGCACGAGAGACAAAGGCAAUCCAGUCUUUGAAACCUCCGAAACAGAUUGCCUUAUUUUGUGGCCCAAAACUCUACCGACCAGACAAAGAAAAGAAGAGUAUUGCUCUAACAUGGUACCGACAAAUCAUCGAUGCCCUUAUCCCAAAGGAUACUGCCAUCACCAGCCCCUGCCUCUGGCACAACGAUUUGCACGAUGACAACGUCUUCGUAGACCCGCAUAAUCCCGAAAAAAUUACGGGCAUCAUCGACUGGCAGUCUUGCCACAUUUCGCCCCUCUUCAACCACAAUCCCGACCCGGCCUUCCUCGACUGGGGUGGCCUUGAGCCUGAGACUCUCGAUCUGGCACCACUGCCGAAACUCUCUGGGCUUUCUCCAGAAGAACGAUCUGCGGCUGUGCACGAAUAUACCAUCCAAAAUGUGUUAAUUGGAUGGCGGAAGCUCAUGCAUGCCAAAAACCCAGAUCUAUAUCGAGUAGUCGAGUUUAGAAAGACGGCAGCCUACGGCCUGAUAUUUCUUGCCCACCGAAUGUUCGAAUACGGCGAGGCACAUUUCCAAUCGCUUCUAGUCGAUCUGAAGGACACGUGGACGGACUUACCUGCCGUGAGCAGCGACAUCCCAUUCCCAUUUGACUUUUCGGAAGAAGAUUCUGAGCGUAUUAAACUAGAUAGCGAUGGUGCAGUGGCAGGGACUGAGCUUGUUGCGGAGGUCAAAGAGAGAAUGGGGGAUUUGUGGCCAGACAAAGGUUUCAUCGAGCACGAGCGAUAUGAUGAUUGCAAAGCUAUGCUCGACGAAGUCAAAGGUCAGAUAUUGGAGCAAUUGGCUGAGACUGAUGAGGAAAAGGCUGAGUACGAGCGUUUUUGGCCGUUCGAUUGA
Messenger RNA from Penicillium coprophilum, 1488 nucleotides. RefSeq names its product aminoglycoside phosphotransferase family protein. Lineage: Eukaryota; Fungi; Ascomycota; Eurotiomycetes; Eurotiales; Aspergillaceae. Bases 1 to 1488 code for a protein of 495 amino acids. The transcript is spliced from 3 exons. The record is from RefSeq and is a predicted model, not a curated record. Gene Ontology annotation, cellular component: mitochondrion.